Molecule: messenger RNA, 6995 nt
Organism: Stegostoma tigrinum
Lineage: Eukaryota; Metazoa; Chordata; Chondrichthyes; Orectolobiformes; Stegostomatidae
Gene: xdh
Product: xanthine dehydrogenase
Exons: 38
Coding region: 170-4246 (1358 amino acids)
Molecular function (GO): 2 iron, 2 sulfur cluster binding; FAD binding; iron ion binding
Source: RefSeq, a predicted model, not a curated record
CACAGUGACGGUGACUGUCACUGUCAAUGCACCUAACCUGACAAUUAACCUUUGACUUCUGCUGUGAAGUACAAAGGUGGAUACUUCCAGAGAGUCUGAGGCAGGAUCGCUGUGCUGUCAGCUGCUCCAGCAAGCAUAGAGAGAGCAGAGGGGUAAAGACAGCUCCACAAUGAAGGAGAGCCAUGAGCUCGUUUUCUUCGUCAAUGGACGCAAGAUUGUGGAGAAAAAUGUGGAUCCCGAAUUGACCCUUCUAACCUACCUGAGGAGAACAUUGGGUCUAACUGGAACCAAGCUAGGCUGUGGGGAAGGAGGAUGCGGCUCCUGUACUGUGAUGGUCUCUAAGUAUAACCGUCUCGAAAAGAAGAUCAUGCACAUUACUGUCAACGCCUGCCUUGCGCCGCUCUGUUCCCUGCACCGUACUGCCGUAACCACCGUCGAAGGGAUCGGUAGCAGUACCACCCAGCUUCACCCGGUCCAGGAACGGAUAGCCAAAUCCCAUGGCUCCCAGUGUGGAUUCUGCACCCCCGGGAUUGUCAUGUCUGUGUACACCUUAUUACGGAACAAUCCAGAUCCCACAAUGGCAGAGAUUGAAGAUACCCUCCAAGGAAACCUGUGUCGAUGUACAGGGUACAGAGCCAUCCUCGAGGGCUUAAGCACCUUUGCUAAACCGUCGAAGUGCUGUGUUCAGAGUGGGAAACAAACUGGCUGCUGUAAGGAGCAGUUUGCAGCUAAUCAUCUCGGGCCAUCAAACUGCUGUGGCCAGGAAGGGACAGAAAAUGGCUGCUGCAAGGGACAGUUUGGAGCCAAUCCACCUGGGAUGUCACCCAGGCUUUUUGAGCCAUCAGCUUUUAAACCUCUGGAUCCCACUCAGGAACCGAUUUUCCCGCCAGAGCUCCUGUUACCUCAGAAAUCACCUCAGGACACAUUGGUCUUUAAAGGGGAGCGUGUCACCUGGAUACAGCCAACAACCCUGAAGGAACUGUUGGUCUUAAAAGGCAGGCACCCAGAAGCCAGGCUUGUGGUUGGCAACACCGAAGUAGGCAUCGAAAUGAGAAUGAAGAACAUGUUGUACCCAAUAAUCUUGGCUCCAGCUCAUAUUCCUGAGAUGAAUUUUAGCUGCCACAAUGAUACCGGGAUUUUGUUCGGGGCAGCCUGUACCCUGUCCUACAUUGGCAGUGUACUGAAGCAGGCUGUAGACCAGCUUCCCAGUUACAAGACUGAGGUUUUCAAGGCCAUAUUGGAACAGCUGCGUUGGUUUGCAGGGCAACAAGUCCGGAAUGUCGCUGCAGUCGGAGGGAACAUCAUGACCGCCAGCCCUAUCUCGGACCUCAACCCCGUGUUCAUGGCAUCUGGCUGCCUGCUCACCUUGUCCUCUGAAGGUUGUAAACGCAUCGUGCGGAUGGACCAAGAUUUCUUCACAGGCUACAGGAAGACGAUGGUGAAGCCACAGGAAAUAUUGCUCUCCAUUGAGAUCCCCUACACCAAAAAGGGAGAAUAUUUCUCGGCAUACAAGCAAGCCCAGAGACGGGAUGACGACAUCGCAAUCGUGAACUGCGGGAUGAGAGUCGCUUUCAAGGAAGGCACCGACAUUGUGGAAGAGCUGGGGCUGAGUUACGGAGGCAUGGCUGUGAACACCGUGUUCGCAAAGCAGACGUGUAAACAGCUCCUUGGGAAGAAAUGGAACAGGUCGAUGCUCCAGGAAGCCUGCUCUCUGCUUGCUGACGAACUCACACUCUCACCCUCUGCUCCGGGUGGCAUGGUCCAAUUUCGACGCACCCUGACUCUCAGCUUCUUCUUCAAGUUCUACCUCACUGUCCUCCAGAAGCUGGGGCAAGACUUCAAGAAUGAUUUCCAAGUUGAAGCUAUCCCUCCGGAUUACCUCAGUGCCACGGAAUUAUUCCACAAGGACCAACCUUCAGCAGUUCAGCUGUUCCAGGAAGUGCCUCCUGGCGAGUGUCCCACGGAUGUAGUCGGACAGCCUCUGGCCCAUCUAUCGAGCAUCCAGCAGGCCACGGGAGAGGCAAUUUACUGUGAUGACCUUCCCCGCUUCGAGAACGAGCUCUACUUGGCCCUGGUGACCAGUACUGAAGCCCACGCCAAGAUAAGCUCAAUUGAUGCAAGCGAAGCCCUUAAGGUUGCUGGAGUCACGUGCUUCCUCACAGCGAAGGACGUCCCUGGGAGCAACCAGACUGGACCAAUUUUCAUGGAUGAAACAGUGUUCGCUGAUGGAGUGGUCACCUGUGUUGGGCAUGUCAUUGGGGCAAUUGUUGCUGACACAGAGGCUCAUGCCCAAACAGCUGCAAGAGCGGUAAACAUCACAUACGAGAAGCUUAAACCCAUUAUCACCAUUGAGGAGGCAAUCACCCACAAAUCAUUUCACAUGCCUGAGAAGAAAAUUGAGAACGGAAACAUCGAUCUGGGUUUUGCACAGUCGGAUGACAUAAUUGAGGGGGAAAUGUACAUUGGAGGCCAGGAGCACUUUUACCUGGAGACGCAGUGCACUGUGGCCAUACCCAGGGGCGAAGACGGCGAAAUGGAAAUCUUUGUGUCAACACAGAACCCUACACAAAUACAGACCUUCGUUGCCCUCGCGUUGGGUGUCCCUGCCAACAGGGUUGUCUGUCGGGUGAAGCGGAUCGGAGGGGGCUUCGGGGGCAAGGAAACACGCAGCUCGCUGCUGUCUACAGUCGUUGCAGUCGCUGCUCACAAGACAAAGCGACCUGUUCGAUGUUCACUGAAACGUGACGAGGACAUGUUGGUGACUGGCGGAAGAAAUCCUUUUCUGGGCCGCUACAAGGUCGGGUUUCAGAAGAAUGGGAAGAUUGUAGCUUUGGAUCUCAAGCUAUACUGCAAUGCUGGAAAUAGCCUGGACAUUUCAUCUGCUGUCAUGAGCCGCGCCCUGUUUCACAUGGACAAUGCCUACAAGAUCCCUAACGCCCGUGUGAUCAGCUACGUCUGCAAGACCAACCUGACCUCCAACACGGCGUUCCGGGGAUUUGGAGCGCCCCAGGCGAUGCUGAUUGCAGAGUGCUGGAUGAGUGAUAUCGUAGCAAAGUGCGGGCUGCCGUCAGAGCAGGUCCAGAGGCUGAACCUGUACCAGGAGGGAGAUACUACCUACACCAAUCAAAAGCUGGAAGCAGUCAACAUCACAAAAUGUUGGGAUGAGUGUUUGGAGAAUUCGUCUUUCCACAACAGGAGAAAAGCAGUGGAUGAUUUUAACAGGCAACAUCGCUGGAAGAAGAGAGGGUUGGCCAUUAUUCCAACCAAGUUCGGGAUAAGCUUCAAUGCAACAUUCUUAAAUCAGGCAGGAGCUUUGGUCCAUAUUUACACUGACGGCUCAGUCCUUCUGACUCAUGGUGGAGUUGAAAUGGGACAAGGCCUCCACACCAAGAUGGUUCAGACUGCCAGUAAAGCCCUGGGAAUUCCAGUUUCUCAGAUUCACAUCUCAGAGACCAGCACUAACACUGUCCCGAACACCAGUCCAACAGCAGCUUCUGUAAGCUCGGACCUAAAUGGAAUGGCUAUUUUAAACGCAUGCCAGACUCUUCUGGAGAGGCUGGAACCAUUUAAAGUCGCUAACCCAAAGGGAACAUGGAAAGAUUGGAUUUCUGCAGCUUAUAUGGACAGAGUGAGCCUGUCAGCGGCUGGAUUCUACAGGACUCCUGAUCUGAACUAUGACUGGGAUAAGAACGAAGGAAGGGCUUACAAUUAUUAUAGUUAUGGUGUGGCCUGCUCCGAGGUUGAAAUUGACUGUCUCACUGGAGACCACAAGAACCUGCGCACUGACAUUGUCAUGGAUGUGGGGAGCAGCCUGAACCCAGCUGUGGACAUUGGUCAGGUGGAAGGAGGUUUCAUGCAGGGUCUUGGGUAUUUUACGCUGGAGGAACUGCGCUACUCUCCAGGGGGUGUCCUGUAUACCCGGGGACCAGGAGCAUACAAGAUCCCAUCAGCUGGCGAUAUCCCAGCGCAGCUCAAUGUAUCCCUCCUCCGGGAAUCUCCAAAUAGAAAGGCCAUCUAUUCUUCCAAGGCUGUUGGAGAACCCCCCUUAUUCCUAGCUGCUUCCGUGUUCUUCGCCAUCAAAGAUGCCAUUGGCACUGCCCGAGCGGCAGCUGGGAAGACAGGCAGGUUCUGCCUGAACAGCCCAGCAACACCAGAGAGGAUAAGGACCGCCUGCAUUGAUGAGCUGAUAGGGAUGUGUCCGCCCGCCGAACCAGGGACCUUUACACCUUGGAAUAUCGAAGUGUGACAGGAGCCCGUCGGACACCACUGAGGGAACAUUUGGUGAACGAAAUGUUCUUCAAUCUCCUGCUUUUCGAAAGGUCUUCAGCAGAGCUUAGCCUGGUGGGGACUACCCCACUCCUCUGUCACCAACCCCUACCUCUUAGAGCUCUUCUCAUUCUUUUAGAAUAUCACUCUAACUCGUGCCCAAAUCUGUCCAGCUGGCGAUCUUUUCAAGAAGAAUUUGCUGCAUUGCGCACAAAUGAUGGUUCAUUCAAUAUUUAAAUCAAAGAAUUGAUCAAAAAAUUAAUCCGACUACUUCCUGGGAGAGGAAAAUGAUGAUCUUGUUUUUUGACUGAUAAACUGAAUGAUUUGCAACAUGACAAACAUGGGCUGCAGAAUGGGCUGCUGGGCGUCAGAUACAGCUUCAUACCAGCAGUUGAGAGGUGAUGCGUUUAGCAGAAGGAAUAGGGCCAGGCAAAAUAGGCUUAAUAAGAUUAUUUGCAGAGCAGAGGGUGAAUGAUCAUCAGCUUUUCAAGGUGGCAGAGUACAAAUUAGGAACAAAAGCAGACGUUGCUGGAUCAGCUCAGCAGGUCUGGCAGCAUCUGUGGAGGAGAAAACAGAGUUAACGUUUCUGGUCCAGUGACCCCUUCCUCAACCUCAGAGUGUGUCUGAGGAAGGGUCACAGAACCCGAAAUGUUAACUCUGUUUGUUUUUCCUUCACGGAUGCUGCCAGACCUGCUGAGCUUUUCCAGCAACUUUGUUUUUGUUCCUGAUUUACAGCAUCUGCAGCUCUUUCAAUUUUUGUUACGUAUCUGAAACAUGUCGAUAUGCGGCAAGACCUGGACAAACAGAUCAGCCAUGAUCAGUGUGGAGGUUAAAGCAGGGAUCAAGGGCUGAAUGACCUACCUCUGCUACUGUUUCUUGUGGACAAGUCCAGAAUUGGGCAGUCAAGUGACAAGUAACAUCUUCACUGCAUGGGCGCCUGGAAAUGGCCGUCUCCAACAGGACAGAAUUGUACCAUCAUCCCCUUCAUGUUCAGUCACAUCACCAGCAGUGAACCACCCCCCUCAAUCAGCAUCCUGAGGGUUACCAUGGCGCAGAAACUCCACUGGGCCAUCAUAUAAAUACUGUGGCUACAAGAGAAGGGCAGAGCCUCGACAUCCUGAGGUGAUUAACCCCCUCCUGGCUCCCAAAGCCUGUCCAUCACCUAUAAGGCACUGGUAGGGAGUCACAGGCCAGUACUCUACACUUGCCUGGUUGGGUGCAGUUCCAAUAACACUCAAGAAGCUUUCCUUCAGCCAAGUCAAACAUGUUCUGCUUGAUUGGUAGCCUAUCCAGCAUACACUCCCUUUUGAACCAAUGCAACAGAGUGUAUCAUCUCCAGGCUGAACUGCCGAUACUCAGCUAGGAUCCUAUCCCCGGACUUUUCAAGCCUGCAACCUGCAACCAGCUGGAGAGACAAGGGCAGUGGAUACCCGAGGACACCACUGACUGCUCCUCCUCAAGCCACAAAAUCAUUGCUAUUCCUUCAGUGAUGGCUGGGACAAAAUUCCAGAACUCCUUUCCUUUACCUAUUCAUGGGAUGAGGGCAACACUGGCUAGACCAGCAAUUGUUGCCCAUCCCUAAUUGCCCAGAGGGCAGUUGAGAGUCAGCCAUAUUGCUGUGGGUCUGCAGUCACUUGUAGGCCAGACCAGGUAAGGAUGGCCGUUUCCUUCCCUAAAUGACAUUAGUGAACCAGAUGGGGCAUCCACCCCCCCAUAACCAACAAUAGAUACGUGGCCAUCAUUAAACUCUCAACUCCAGAUUUAUAUUCCACCAACUGCUAUGUUGGGAUUUGAUCCCAGGUGCCUUGAUCAUUACCUGGAUCUCUGGAUUAAUAGUCCAGAGAUAAUACCACUAGGCCAUCGCCUCCUCCUGCAUUUUUGCUGGCCUUGUGGGUGUCCCUAUAACAUGCAGACUACAACUGUCCAAGGAUGCAGCUCAGCACCACCUUUUCCAGAGCAAUUAGGGAUUGGGGUUAAAUGCUCACCACACUGGCUUUCAGCAAACUCUUCUGAAAACAUGUCAGAUUCCAGAUGUACACUAACAACAUUUCAUUCCACUUCACUAACACCUGUCUGCACCCCUCCACACUCAAUCAGGGAUGGAUUUGAAGCUCCCCCUGGUGAUGGUUUUGAAGUUUUAGUUAAAUCCAACGUGUCAUCUAUCCAUCUGCCUCUGCUCCCACUCCAAAUAUACCAGUGAGGGGGUUGUUGAUGGGAACUUGGCCCGUCAGCGAGACAGUUCCAUCUCUUAAGAGAGCAAAUAAUGUCAAUUUAUUGACUCUACCAAACUGUUAGUGCAGGCUUCAUGGGAUGAAUGGUCUCCUUCUGGGCUGUAUUGCUGCAGACUCCACAAAAGUUGCAACAUCUCACAUGCUGAUAAUCUGACUCGCUGUUCUUUGUAGUUUAUAUCAGAAUGAGCCACAUUAAGACUUCCUUUGAAUUAAACUUUGCAAAAGGCAAAGAAGCACACAAUUUUUCUCAAAUGAUUGGAUACUUUUCUAACAACCAGCUACUACUCAUGUCAUGAUCUUUUGCUUGGAAAUUCUCUGCGCUGCAUGUGAUCAGCUUGCAUUCACUGGUCUUUUAGCCCUCCCUUUUGCUAUCGUGAGAUGAAACUAUCCUCUUGAAACCCGGGGGGAGGACCAGAAAAGCAAUAAGGAUGCGAAAAACAAUUCAAUGAGUCGAUUUAACUCUGCUUUUGUGAAAUAUGUAUUUUGUUGAUGUUUUCC